GGAGAGAUGAUGAUAAGAAGAAGGUCAAGGAUUUUUUACUGGAUUCAAACGUGAAAGAGGACGUUUCCAUUCUUCCAAUAGUUGGUAUUGGGGGGCUUGGAAAAACAGCUGUUGCUCUGUGUGUGUAUAAUGAUGAGAUGGUUAGUAAACAGUUUAACUUGAAAAUGUGGGUUUGCGUCUCUGAUAACUUCGACAUGAAACAAAUACUGAAAGAUAUGAUAGCUUGUGCAAAGAAGAAAGAACCAACCGAGGUUGCGAUGGAUUGGUUGCAAAGUGAACUGAGGGGAGAGAUUGAUGGAAAGACAUACCUCUUGGUUUUAGAUGAUUUGUGGAAUGCAGAACAGGAAACAUGGUCGCGCUCGAAAACUUUAUUGUUGGGAGGUGCUAGAGGAAGCAAGAUCCUUGUAACUACACGCCUUCCCUUGGUUGCAAAGAUCACCGGUACUACUGCGCCUCAUUAUCUUCAAGGCUUAUCUGAAGAUGCAUCUCUUAAUUUAUUGCUCCAAAUGACUCGUGUGAAAAAAGAGGAGAUAGCAGACCCAGCCAUGCUAGCAAACGGCAGAAAGAUAGUUCAAAAAUGCUCUGGGGUUCCAUUGGUUCUUCGUGUUGUUGGGAGUAUAUUAUUUCUUACGGAAACAAGUGAAUGGGCACAUUUUUUGGAAGAUGAGCUCCCACAAGUGUUCGAACGUGAAGAUAGCAUAAUGAGUGUUCUUAGGCUGAGUUAUGACCGUCUUCCUUCACAUUUGAAACAAUGUUUCGCAUUUUGUUCAUUGUUUCCCAAAGAUUAUGAGAUAAAGAAGCAGACUUUGAUCAAUCUUUGGGUGGCAGGAGGAUUUAUCCAACCAUCAAUGAGAAGUCAGCAUCUAGAAGACAUUGCUCAUGGAUAUUUCAUGGAUCUACUUUGGAAGAACUUCUUCGAAGAUUUUCGAAAAGAUUCAGACACAAACAAGGAGAUUUGUAAGAUGCCUGCUUUAAUGCAUGAUCUAGCCUGCAAAGUUGCAGGGUCUGAGUGUUGGAAGGCAGGGGAUGACCCAAACUCCAUACUUGAAGCAACUCGUCAUAUAUCUCAUGGUUUAAUUUCCAAUUUGAUGUGUGAACUACCGAUGAACUCACGCUUGAAAGCAAGUUCAAUGAGAACAAUUCUUUCUGUGCCUACAUAUCGUGAGAUGGAACAAAGGAAACUAACAAGUGAAGCAGAUAUAUGCCAGCUCAUUCAAAGUUUCAAGAGGUUGCGCAUCUUCGAUCUGCAUGCAGCAAUUGUCAAGAAGGUGCCAAGGUCCAUUUGUAAGUUGACGCAUCUCACGUAUCUCGAUCUCUCUCACAAUGAUGAACUCAAAAGGCUUCCUAACUCCAUUACGAGAUUGCAUAAUUUGCAAACACUUAAUCUUCAAGGUUGUUCUGCCCUUGAAGAAUUGCCACGGGAUAUCGGGAAGUUGGUCAACCUUCGGAAUUUAGACAUAGAUCAUUGUUAUAGCCUUAGUUAUGUGCCACAUGGACUAGAGCACUUGAGUUCUCUGAAUAGGCUAACACGUUUCAUUUUACCCAAAGGUAAAGCUCUUGCUAAGAGUUAUAGUAGACUUGGGGAGCUAAAAGGGCUUAAUGACCUCAGUGGAAGCCUUAGCAUAGAAAAUUUGGGACACUCAAGAGACGCAUUAGAAGAAUCCAGGGAGGCCAACUUGGCAGGGAAGCGUUCUCUGGAGUCUUUGAUACUUGGAUGGCACUAUCUCGAUAUUCAUGAUGCAGAAAUUACAGAUGAAGCUCUGUUGGAGGAAUUGAGGCCGCACUCAAAUUUGCAGCAGUUGACGAUCAGCGGAUACGAAGGAAAGAGCUUUCCAAGUUGGAUGAUGGAUAACCGUGUGGAUUCCUUGCCAAAUUUAGUCGAGGUACGCUUGCUGAGAUGUGGAAGAAUAGAACAUAUCUCUCAACUGGGCCAACUAUCUCACCUCAAGUCUUUGGAGCUUUGGGGACUCACUGAAUUGGAAGACAUUGAGUCAGAUCAAUCCCCCACUUCAACAACGCCAUUUCCUAGUCUGUUGAAAUUAGAGAUCCGUUACUGUAAAAAAUUGAAAGCCAUGCCACAAACUCCACAUCUUGAGGAAUUGAGUUUGAGGGAGGUUAACCUCGACUUUUUUACACAGAUGAUUGGCCUUAAUAAGUUGAAGAGUCUGGAUAUAUCGCAGAUGGAGUCUCUGAAAUGUAUGCCUGAGGAGUGUUUGCAAAGUCUCUCUUCACUUGAACGUCUUCAAAUCAGUGAAUGUCCUCAGUUAACUUCUCUGUCAGGCAGUAUGCGACAUCUGUUGAAACUAAUGGAUCUGUCUGUUUCCAAUUGUGAGAAGCUUGAUUUAUCCAAAGACGGCAUCUUAGAUUUGCAAGGACUUGAGAAACUCCGGUCCGUGGACAUCCUUGGUGUUCCCAAGCUAGCAUCUCUCCCACAGUGGCUUCUACCGGUCAACAAUCUGGAGCAUCUUUCUAUCAAGAAGUGCUUAAAUCUGAAGGAUUUACCAGAGCAGAUCGAGGGCCUUCAAUCACUUCAAAAGCUUGAAAUCAUCCGGUGUCCCUCAUUGACAUCAGUACCUGAAGGAAUGCUCAGGCUUCCAUCCCUUACUAGCCUAAGAAUCGCAGGUUGCCCAGAAUUGGAGGAGAGGUUGAAAAACUUUGCAAGGGCGCACCCGGACAGGAUUAAGGGUGGCAUACGCAUGGAUUACGAGCUCGAAUACUAUGAACGCCACUUAUGAUUAGAAAUUCUCCUCUUCUCUUUCUCUAGGUACGGCGUGGAAACAUUGACACGGAUGUCGCUGUUCCUUCAGGAUGGCCCUCAAUGGGAUGCCCCUAAACUCGGUGCUUGCUUUAUUCCCAGAAGUACGAGAAAAACAAAGAAAAUUCAUACGUCUUCUCAUCCAACUCCGAGCUCAUUAAUUCUGGCUCGUGACUCAUGCUGUAAAUAUAGUGUGAACUCUGCAUAUUUGAUUUCACAAGGAGUGCAAUGCCUGCACAGUCCGAUGAUUUGGAAGCUUGCAAGGAAAACUUUCACAGACGAAAUGAAGAACUGUUUAUUUGGAGAACCGCUUCUGGUUUGCUUCCCUCAGAAAUUUCUUUAUCGCAAUGUGUUCACGUCGAAUCAAUAACUUUUCAUCAAUUGCGUAUGGAAUACUGGGAACCAGAUUUCUGUUUCCCUAAUGUUUCGUCAUUCCUAUUCGUUCAUUUUCAGACCUGGAGAUCGAUCAAGCUCAGCGGUACACUGGGGGGCCUCGUUCUGAUUGGAAGAGCAGCCUUAGUUUUUCCCAUCUUACUCUUAUCCAACUUGGCUGGUAAGUCAAAGUACGAAGAGAUUGGUUUGGGACAGCAGGUUGGAGA
Molecule: messenger RNA, 3354 nt
Organism: Rhodamnia argentea
Lineage: Eukaryota; Viridiplantae; Streptophyta; Magnoliopsida; Myrtales; Myrtaceae
Product: putative disease resistance protein RGA4
Exons: 2
Coding region: 138-2735 (865 amino acids)
Biological process (GO): defense response to other organism
Molecular function (GO): ADP binding; protein binding
Source: RefSeq, a predicted model, not a curated record